UCACACACACACCUAAGGCCAAGAGAGAAAAUUGUGGAAUUUGUGUAGUUUUGUGUGGUUCAAGACUUGAAGUGUGUGCUAAGAAGUAUUUUGAAAAGAAGUUUAAAGGAACUACACGAAGAAGAAGGUUUCAUAUCAAGUUUACAGGCGAUGAUUGGGCUUCAUGCUUGCAGAAAGCUUCCAUAUAUAUGGAACCGGAGCUCGAGAUACCCUUAUGUUGCAUGAUUCAUGUCUGUUCCUAAGAGAGAUACCUUUCACUACCUCGUGCCUGGCCUAUACGGCUAUAUAUACAUCUAAAUCGACGGUAUCUCCCAUUUUCACAAAAGAACCAGAAAUCUCUCAUAACUGGACGUGCCUUGGAACCAAAUGGGGUUGACCAAGAUUUUGCUAGCCCUAUACUUGACAGGUUUAACCUUAACCCAUGUCAUUGUCUCCGUAGCCGGAGACGAACGGCAAGACUUCUUGGAUGGACACAAUAAAGCUCGUGCUGAGGUCGGCCAUGGCGUUAAGCCACUUGUCUGGAACCACACCCUUGCAGCCUACGCUCAAGCUUAUGCUAAUAAGAGGAUCCCAGACUGCAAGCUGGAGAAAUCAGAUCCGAAUGGGCCCUAUGGAGAAUGCCUUGCUGAAGGUCAUGGUGAGUUCAAGGCUACGGAUGUAGUGAAUGGGUGGGUGAGUGAGAAGAAAUACUAUGAGCAUCAAGACAACAAAUGUGUUGGUGGUGAGUGCGGGUACUACACCCAGGUGAUUUGGCGCGAUACAAAGUAUCUUGGGUGUGGCAAGUCCAAGUGCCACAAUGGCCGGGUAUUUGUCACUUGCAACUAUUAUCCUUCAGGAAAUUAUUAUGGCGAGCGUCCAUAUUAAAUUCUUGUACUGAUGAUUACCUGCGAGUAUACAUGUUGUUGCUCCUGUUUGUGUGGCAGUAAUCGAAUGUGUAUGGAUAUGAUGAAAAUGAAAUCAUUACUACUACUAUUAUUAAUGGAGAAGAUAUUAUAAGUUUCUCUA
This is a messenger RNA of Alnus glutinosa, 1005 nucleotides long. Its product is annotated as basic form of pathogenesis-related protein 1-like. The transcript is spliced from 3 exons. NCBI's taxonomy places the organism in Eukaryota, Viridiplantae, Streptophyta, Magnoliopsida, Fagales, Betulaceae. The coding region runs from base 367 to 864 and encodes 165 amino acids. Gene Ontology annotation, cellular component: extracellular region. The record is from RefSeq and is a predicted model, not a curated record.